ACCUGGAGGCAAUGUUGUUUAUUGAUAUUAGGCAAUGGCGGAAGACAUUUUGGAGAAGCGUGUGGUGUGUGAUGGGCACUUUGGAACAGUAAAAUUUGUCGGAGAAAUUCAGUCUAAACUUGGAAAAUGGAUUGGCGUGGAAUGGGAUGAUCCAACAAGAGGAAAACACAACGGUUCAUACAAUGGAGUUAGAUACUUUCAAUCCAGUCAUGCAAGUGGAGGCUCGUUUGUUCGAGCAAAUAAAGUGAAUCUAGGAAGAACUGUUCGCGAGGCUGUCAUACGACGGUAUGGAAAACUGGACACUAAAGAGAAUGAGGAUGACACUGAUGAUGAUGAUGAUGAUGGUAUGCUGGAAGUAUGUGGUAAAGUGGUCGAAAUAGUUGCAAGCAGGAAAGUGAAAACAAAACAGAGUCAUUUUGACAAAUGUUUGGAAAUAACUCUACAUGGAAUGGAAAUAUCAAGUAGUGGUGCUGAUGAAGAGAUCAAGGCUCUUUUUCCAAAUCUUACAACUAUUGAUCUGUCAAACAACUUGUUGAGUGAUUGGCAGAAUAUAGCAGAUAUUGUUCAACAGUUGCCUUCACUAACGAGCCUGGAUUUGAGUGGAAAUCGUCUUAAGCCUUAUUUGAAUGCCGAUCAACUUCAUCACUGUUUUGGUAAUAUAUCACGUCUCUUCAUGAACAGGAUGUGUUUGUACAGUCAACAGAUUACUUUGAUUGCUAGCAUGAUGCCCAACCUCACUGAACUUCAUCUUUGUUAUAACAAUAUCACAGAACUAAACAGGGAAUGUAAUUUGCACAUGUUUCGCAAGCUACUUGUGUUGAAUCUAGAGGGCAAUGGCAUUCACCAAUGGGAAGACGUGCUCACCCUUCAGCAACUGCCAUGUCUUUCAACUCUUAUACUGAAUUCAAAUUCACUGAGAGAAGUUGUUUUAGAAUCAUCAGAUUGUGGAUUCUCUAAUCUUCAGGCUGUCUCUCUGACUCGAAAUCACAUUGAUUCUUGGCAAUCAAUCAAUGCUCUGAGUUUACUCUCGUCUCUAAGGAGUUUGAGAGUAAAACAGAAUCCACUUUUUGGAAGUAUGCAUUCUGUAAAAUCUAGGUUUCCAGUCUACCUUGUCUUUGUUGUAGGAGAACAACCAUUUGAGGCUCGACAACAGAUCAUUGCUCGGAUCCCUCAACUGACACAUUUAGAAGGCAGCAAGGUUAGUAAGAAGGAGAGGCAGCUUGCAGAACUAUACUAUUUGAAAAGAUACGCUAAUGACUGGGUGACUGCUGGAGCCAACAGAUUAGGUAGUACCCGUCAACAGACAGCCGAGUUUCAUCAACUCCACCCCAUCUAUGCUGCUUUAGUAAAAGAUCACGGAGAGCCUGAAAUAUCCCACCAACCAGGAAUUACCAGGUCACUAAAAGAUAACCUGCUAGAAAUUACCAUUUCAUUUCCUGAUGAUUCAACCAAAACGCCAAUAACAAAAAAACUACCAGCAUCUUUGACAAUCCAGAAACUAAAGGGACUGAUACAGAGACUAUGUCGAGUUGAUAUCUCACAGCAACGAUUGACAUACAAAGAGACUGAGAAUGGUCCCGAAUACACGAUGGACGACAACAUGAGAUCACUGGCUUUCUAUUCAGUAAAGUCAGGAAAUAUUGUUGUUGUGAGAUGUUGA
Corticium candelabrum is the source of this 1660-nucleotide messenger RNA. Its product is annotated as tubulin-specific chaperone E-like. Gene Ontology annotation, cellular component: nucleus. NCBI's taxonomy places the organism in Eukaryota, Metazoa, Porifera, Homoscleromorpha, Homosclerophorida, Plakinidae. The transcript is spliced from 15 exons. Gene Ontology annotation, molecular function: histone binding. The record is from RefSeq and is a predicted model, not a curated record. Bases 35 to 1660 code for a protein of 541 amino acids.